This is a messenger RNA of Cynara cardunculus var. scolymus (artichoke), 1374 nucleotides long. RefSeq lists its product as uncharacterized. Lineage: Eukaryota; Viridiplantae; Streptophyta; Magnoliopsida; Asterales; Asteraceae. The record is from RefSeq and is a predicted model, not a curated record. The transcript has 2 exons. The coding region runs from base 1 to 1374 and encodes 457 amino acids.
AUGUCUAAUUCUUACAUAACUGAACCUUGUGUUUUCUGUGGCGAAAAUCAUUCUUAUGAGUUUUGCCUCGGAAAUCCCGUUUCGGUAAAUUAUGUUGGGAACUAUAGAAGAAAUAGCCCAUUUUCUCCUACGUACAAUCCAAAUUGGAGAAAUCAUCCGAAUUUUUCAUUGGCCGGAAAUCCGGGACUUCAACCCCCCGGGGCAACUCAAGUCCAAAACCGACCUUCAAAUCCCUCGGGAUUUCAUCAAGGUGGUCGUCACAUGCAAAGUAAUCAUCACAUGUACCAAAAUGGGCAAUCUUCACAAUCACAUGCACCUAGGCAACAAAAUGCAUCGAAGGGUAAUGGUUCACUCGAAUCUUUAUUCAAAGGUUUUAUAAACAAAACCAAUGCCACUUUGAGGAAUUUUGAGACCCAACUUGGCCAAUUUGCUGCGGAUCUCAAGAAUAGACCUCAAGAAACUUUUCCUAGUGACACAGAAACACCUAAGGAACAUGUUAAGGCCGUGACUUUAAAAAGUGAUAAGAACUUGGGAGACUCUAAUGUCACAAAGGAAACACCUAAAACAGCAGAUUUGCCCAGUUCCAGCACCACCCAGUCUCCAUCUGACACUGCUCACAGUGGACAGAAACUGCCCACACCCCAACAGAAAAAGACCGGUCCAACAGAUUUACAUCUGAGAGAUCUACCUUUCCCAGGUAGGAUGAAAGCCAAAAAUGUGGAUGUACAGUUUAAGAAGUUCUUGGACAUCUUUAAGCAACUCCACAUUAACAUACCUUUGGUAGAAGCUCUCGAGAAAAUGCCUAGCUAUGUUAAAUUUUUGAAAGACAUCCUCAAUAAAAAGAGAAGACUGAGUGAAUUUGAGACCAUGUCUUUGACAAAUGAAUGUAGUGCCCUUCUUACUUGCAAAAUUCCCCCAAAAUUAAAAGACCCGGGAAGUUUCACCAUCCCGUGCUCUAUUGGAGGGAAAGAAGUAGGUCAUGCCUUGUGUGACCUUGGGGCAAGUAUAAAUCUCAUGCCUUUGUCCAUUUUUAAUCGGUUGGGAAUUGGGGAAGUUCGACCUACCACCGUGACUUUGCAACUAGCGGAUAGGUCCUUGGCAUAUCCAAAAGGUAAAAUUGAAGACAUCUUGGUAAAAGUGGACAAAUUCAACUUUCCAGCCGACUUUCUAGUGUUAGAUUAUGAAGCCGCUAGGAAUGUUUCGAUCAUCUUAGGAAGACCCUUUCUUGGUAUGGGUAGGACAUUAAUUGAUGUACAAAAGGGAGAGUUAACCAUGAGAGUAAAUGACCAGCAUGUGACUUUCAAUGUAUUUAAGACUCUUAAGUUCAAUGGGGAGAUUGAGGACUGUUCGUCUAUUUACUCAGUAGGUGAUUAG